AUGAAGCCAGCGUACGGCAUACCGGCGUACGGCGUAAAGGAACUAGGCCAAUCACAGGCUUUACGCCCGUUGUCGGUAUGGCAGCAAAAACAUCGGCUGUCCCAAGGAGCAAGAUUAUGGUUAGACAAUUUUAAUAUCGAAAAAAGAUUUGCACAAGAGGCUAGCAACAAUCUGGUGCAAGAAAUGACUUUUGAAGAUGUCGAAAAAUUUUUUAAUUAUUUUCGUAUGACACCUGAAACAUUUGAAAAAUUGUUGCAUAUUGUUUCACCGCAUAUACAGAAACAAUUUGUUAUUCGUGAGCCAAUUUCUGCUCGCACUCGCCUUCAAAUCUGCUUACGAUAUUUAUCUUCAGGAGAUAGCAUAGUAUCCAUAUCAUAUGCAUUUCGUGUAGGACACAAUACAGUGUCAAAGAUUGUAUCAGAGACAUGCGAUGUAAUAUGGGAUACUUUAAAAGAUAUGGUAUUCCUAAAAGCAACUGAAGAUAACUGGCGAAGAAUAGCCGAUGAAUUUGAAGAAAAGUGUAAUUUUCCCAAUUGCAUUGGCGCAAUUGAUGGGAAACACAUAAUAUUACAAGCAUCUCCGAAUAGUGGUUCGAUGUAUUACAAUUACAAAGGCACUCAUAGCUUGGUGUUAAUGGUUAUUGUUGAUGCUAAUUAUCGGAUCUCAUUACUGGACAUUGGUGCGCCAGGAAGACGUAGCGAUAGUGGAGUAUUUUAUGCUAGCGAGAUUGGCAAACGAUUACAAAACGGAACGCUGUCAAUUCCUCUACCGAAACCUGUGGAACAUGGUGGCCAGGUUUUACCAUUUAUUUUAGUCGGUGAUGAAGCAUUUCCGUUAACGCAGUACAUGCUGAGGCCAUAUCCUAGAAGUGGCAGACUUAACAGACGCAAAAAUGUAUUUAACUAUUGUUUAAGUCGAGCUUGCAAAAUUGUGGAAAAUGUUUUUGGGAUACUCUCUGCAAGAAUGCGAAUAUUUCGCAAACCGAUAAUUGCCAGCAUACCUACUGCCACUAGAAUAAUCAAAGCGACUACGUGUUUACAUAAUUUCAUAAUAUCACAAGAACUGAAGCAACCACAUACGCAAAGAAGAUAUAUGACAUUAAAUGCACAUGAACGAGAAUUGCGUGACAUAGGUAUGGAAGAUGUAGGAACGUUCGACAGAAGCAUACGAAAAAUAGUGCUAAAAUAA
Molecule: messenger RNA, 1188 nt
Organism: Linepithema humile (Argentine ant)
Lineage: Eukaryota; Metazoa; Arthropoda; Insecta; Hymenoptera; Formicidae
Source: RefSeq, a predicted model, not a curated record